Molecule: messenger RNA, 2610 nt
Organism: Plasmodium coatneyi
Lineage: Eukaryota; Apicomplexa; Aconoidasida; Haemosporida; Plasmodiidae
Exons: 2
Coding region: 175-2610 (811 amino acids)
Cellular component (GO): Cdc73/Paf1 complex
Molecular function (GO): protein binding
Source: RefSeq, a predicted model, not a curated record
AUACACAUAAACAUACAAUAGUAAAAAGCGCGGCUCCCAAUACUUAUUACAACGGAGAAGAGGCGUUCCCUUUAUCCAUGCCAGGAGAAAAAAAAACAGGAAAACAUUCCCGUAAAAUGCCUUCACCCGUCGUAAGCAAAUUUCCUCUUGUUUUUUUUUAAAAUAUGGUGAAACAUGAUCGAUAGCGACACAGAAAAAUUCAGGGACAUAAGCCACAAGGUACAGGGGAAGUACAUCCCAGUUAUAAAGUUCGGGGGAACGAAUAAAUACAUCAAUAAAAAUUACACAAAUGAUUCCGAUGCCACAAAUAAUAUAAGUUUUACCGGAGACGGGUUCAACACAAACAGCACAGACAUAUACUGCGAUAACAAGUACGGGGUGAAUCGAGUCUGCUUUUCCCCCCAAGGGAAGUACGUAGCAGGAUGUGGAACGAACGGCAUAAUUUACGUAUACGAUUUGUAUGAAAAUAAAUUGCUAACAAAAAUAUGUACAAGGAUUGACAACAUAAGAGACUUGAAAAUAAGCGAUAAUGAUAAGCAUAUAUACGCCUGUGGGGAUAAUCAAAUUAUAGAAAUUUUUGACCUGUACGAAGGUAGGAAGGUCUUUAACGAUGAUGUUGCGAGGUAUGUAGACGUAUCCAUCCCAAGCUUAAUUAAAAGUCAAAGUGGGAAAACUGGUCAAAAUGGCGAGAAUGAAGAAACGGGGCAGGAAAAACUACCCCUGAAGGGGGGAAGAAAAAACCUACUCAGUAAUAUGUACGCCCCAUGGAUGAAGGUUAAGCAUAAAGAUUUUACCCACAACAAAGUUGUAUACGUCCCAAUAUAUAACUACGCCGAUUUGAUCAAAAGGGACAUCAAUAUGGUGGACUUAAAUAGCAUUAAAAUAAGGAAAGUAAAUCCAGUGAUUAAUAAGUCCGUAUUUAUUAUUAAAGACUCACAUGAUUGCAGCACUUCCUGCUUGGCAGUGCCCAACAUAAGCAACUUCUUACUCUAUUCAGGGGGGGGUGAUGGGUUGCUAAAAAUCUGGGACAUAAGAAUGAAUUCGUUUACUCUAAGUAAGAAAGAAAACUAUAAAGAGGCCAAAUCCAAUGUGACAUUCUUAGAUAGUACAAAUCCGUAUGCUUCUAUAUGCUCACAUGAGGAUAUCCUCACCAGCAUAAGUUUUAACAACACGAUAGACUAUGAAGGUGCAUAUAAAAAGAGGCGAAUAGUAAGCCAUAGAGCAAGGUUAGCCAGGGGGAGGAAGCAAUGUGCAGCUGAUGGGAACGGCUCACAGAUGGGAAAGGAAUCACCUAGUGGGGAGGCUGAAGAAUUGUUUACCUUCCAAGAUGAGGAACAUUUCUUGGACGGUGAAAACAGCAGUUCUUCCGUUUCCUCCUCAUGUUCUUCCGCGUCUUACUCAUCCGUCACCUUUGAUCUGACGAGAAACAAACUUAAUAACGUCCUGAUGACAAGCGGAUACGACGGAUACAUUCGGCUGUACGACAUAAACAAUAAUAUCAUUAAAUCCUUUUAUGAUGAGGACAAAAGUAUCACGCACUGUAUGUUCAGUCAUAACAACAAAUAUAUCAUUAGCACGAACAAAGCCAAAUCCGCAAAAAUUUUUGACUUUAUCUACAUGAAUAAUAAGAAGAACGCAAGAAAUAUGGUGAGCUACCUUGCUAAUUACAAGUCUUAUCAUUUGAACAAACGCAGGCGCAACGAACAUGUGGGGGAGGAUGACGAUGAGAAUGGCAAUUACGACAACUUCUACGAUGACAACUUUUCGAGAGACAUAUACGAUAAAGAAUUCCAGCCAUGUGAAAUUAAAAAUAUAUAUGAAGAUAAAGAACUGGCCGAAAAAAUAAAACUCGUUAAUGAGUUAAACAGGAAAAUAAGUAGAGGCCAUAAGAAGAAAGCUGCGGGUGAGGGUGACCAGGGGGAAAACGUAGUGGAAGACGUAGUGGAAAUCGAAUCGGAUGUCACCUACUCAUACACAAAUUCCAGCCUCUUUGAUGAAAGUACAAUAAAAACGAAUAUCUUCUACGAACAUGUUAAUAAAAAGUUGGAACCCACGUGGUUCCUCUUUCUGGAUAACUUGAAAUAUAUGAAUCUCAUCCCGUACGAUAGGCUAAAUGAAAGUCUGAGGAGAAACCACCAAUAUGCUAAGGCACUUUAUAGAAAAUUGAACCAUCCUAGUGACAAUAGCUAUCACAAUCCGGGUGAGGCAAACGCAGAAAAACAAAUCUACCACCCGCUGAAGGACCGAAUGGAAUACAUGAUGUACUGCAAAAUGUCAGAUAUUAUAAAUAACGAAUCGCAUAUUCCUAAUUUUUAUUCCUGCGUAGCGGGGGAUAAGUGCAUUAUUCCCUCACUCGAUACGUAUGCACAUGUGUAUGACAUAUACACAGGUUUCCAUGUUAACACAAUAAGCAAUCUUUACUUGCCAAACUAUCAUUAUACUGAUUAUUCGCAUUUUAACUCCUCUAGCAUGAAGGAGUCAUUUUAUAAAAGGAGGAAUUUGUCUUUUUUAACAAGUGUAGACACGUACCCGAAGAACCAGAAUAUCGUUGCAACUUCGAAUGGGUACCCGGAUGGAUCACUUGUCCUUUGGGUUUUUGCCCCUUUCUAG